Cantharellus anzutake is the source of this 866-nucleotide messenger RNA. RefSeq lists its product as uncharacterized. Lineage: Eukaryota; Fungi; Basidiomycota; Agaricomycetes; Cantharellales; Hydnaceae. The transcript has 5 exons. Gene Ontology annotation, cellular component: mRNA cleavage and polyadenylation specificity factor complex. Gene Ontology annotation, molecular function: mRNA binding. Bases 1 to 618 code for a protein of 205 amino acids. The record is from RefSeq and is a predicted model, not a curated record.
AUGACUGAAGGGAUGCUCCUUGAGCUCCUUCCGCAGCUGAAAGCACGGGCUAUCAUCAAUUCGCAUCCUCAACUGACGUAUUCCCUGAUAAAAACAAUGGUGACGUUGGGGCUUGUCGAUCCCAACGUUGUUGCUCAAAAGUUAGCCGCUUCCCAGCCUGCUGCUCCACCCGCUCCGCCUGCUCCUCAAAUGCCAACAGUUCCCUCACAACCAGCGCCCACACAGCCCAUCUCUUCCCAUCAAAAUCCCCCUUCGUCGCAUCCAUCUGCAUCAUCCUCUCGACCCGUCCUGCCUCAAGCAUCAAACUCUCAUGCCCCCUCCAUUUUGGACGGUAACCCGACGGUCAAAGUCACGACUGGCUCAAGAUUUGCCCCACCCGUGAACGCGAUGGGUGGAACACCACCAGUGGCCCCCGCGACUUCCACAUCCACGCAAGUCACUCCUGUGCAAAAUCAGACGGCAGCCGUGGCAGCCCUUAUCAAUGCACUUCCUCUCGAUCAGCGUAACACAAUCGUCCAGCUCCUUUCACUGACUCCAGAGCAGAUCAAUGCGAUGCCUCCUGAGGGUCGUGCUCGAAUACUCGAAAUGAGACGAACCUUCCUUGGUCCCGGAGCUUAGCAUCCAAUGGACAAUUAACCACAGCACGAUUUUUGCAUUUCGUGUCGGCUGCACCAGGUUGCAAAGGAUGGUUGGAUUUGGAAGAGCACAUAGGUUCCAAUCAUAUGAAGUCGGCGGGACUACUCUCCGGUUCACUACAUUCGUGUGUCAACACAUAGCCCCAGGAAAUGAAGUCAAAGCCAAGAGAGAUGGCUCAGUCAACUGAAACGCCUUUUGACCGCAGCUCGUUCUUCGCCAGGCUUAUUUCC